AUGUCCAAAUCGCCCUCAAAGCCCAAGUUCGAAGUGCGUGGCUACUCGGAACACAAAACUCCCGCUCCCGCCUCCCCCUCCGCUAGCACAAUCCUAGUCUCGCCGUCCAACGAGAUCCUUCUUCUUCACCGCGUCCAAACCUCUAGCGCCUUCCCCUCAGCACACGUCUUCCCUGGCGGAAACCUCGAGGCCUCCGAUGGUGAGGUCUCCUCCGACCCCAAGGAUGUGAACCGACAUAAAGAGUCGCUCGCCUACCGCACCGGCGCCAUCCGCGAACUCUUCGAGGAAACAGGAAUCCUCCUGGCUCGGUCAUCCAGCUCGGCGAAAUCCCUCCUGCGGAUCUCGCGCGACACGCGAAAGGCCGGCAGACAAGCCGUCCACAGCAAUAAUCUAAAAUUCAAGGAAUGGCUUGCCCAAACUUCUGGGCCGGAUGCCGUGCUGGACACAGACCGUCUGCUACCUUUUACGCACUGGGUUACUCCGCCCAACGUGCCCAAGCGGUUCACGACCCAGAUGUAUGUUUACUUUGUCGACCCGUCCGAGCAGGGAAACCCGAGUGUGCAUGCGACGGCGGACCGGAUCGAGACGAUGGCGCCGGAGUGGCGGAGGGCGAGGGAUUGGUUGAGUAUGGCGCGCAGUGGGCAGAUCAUCCUGUUUCCGCCGCAAUUUUUGCUGUUGCAUCUCGUGUCUGAAGUACUUGAUGGGCCGGGGGAUAGCAAAGAGGAUGUGCUCAGGAAAAGGGAGACGUUGAAGAGGAGGAUUGAAACGGAGGGCAAUCCCGUGCCCUGGAAGGACAAGUUCAUCAGUCCGAUCGGGAUGAGCUUCGGGGAGGAUGGACGGUCAGUCCUUGCACUGGAUAAACCCGGCCCAGAGCUGAAAGACAGCGGGCUGAAGGGCGACGAGGAGUAUGUCGUGCUCGUGAAGUUCAACAAGGAGGGCCCGAGAGACGUAGAGGUUGGUUUGAGAAAGGAAGUACUCAAGGAGAGGAGGGAGAAAGGCGUGGACAAGGGGAGCAAGUUAUAG
This is a messenger RNA of Cladophialophora yegresii CBS 114405, 1023 nucleotides long. RefSeq lists its product as uncharacterized. Gene Ontology annotation, cellular component: mitochondrion. The transcript has a single exon. Gene Ontology annotation, molecular function: hydrolase activity, acting on acid anhydrides, in phosphorus-containing anhydrides. Bases 1 to 1023 code for a protein of 340 amino acids. NCBI's taxonomy places the organism in Eukaryota, Fungi, Ascomycota, Eurotiomycetes, Chaetothyriales, Herpotrichiellaceae. The record is from RefSeq and is a predicted model, not a curated record.